AUAGUGGCACAACCAAAGACCAAUCAGGUCCGAGCUCGAAGAAAAGAAGAAUGCAAGAAAAGCCAGAUAGAAAAAAGUUGAAUAUCUUGAUGGAAAAUACAUUUUCGAUUCUGGAUAAUUUGAGAACUAUGCCGACUGAUGAAUCUGAGAUUGAUGCAUUUUGGAUUGGACAUCCUGUUCCUGAAAUGAUAAAGGAAAAAUAUAAUAACAAGAAAGACAAUAGUGGUACACAAGAUUUAAAUGGCUCUAUAUUACCCUCUGAUGAUGAGGAAGGGGAAGAAUAUCACGACGACGACAAUGCUAAAAAUGAACCUAUAAAAAACGAUACCAAAAUACCAAUAGUUCUUCGAUUACAUGAACACAAACGAGUAUUCUCUGAAUGUUGGUUAUCCUUAUUAAAAUUACCAAUGACACUUGAUUCGUACAAAAAAAUAUUAUUAAUUAUGCACAAGAAAAUAAUUCCGCACAUGUUACAGCCACUGUUGUUGAUGGACUUUUUGACAGACUCUUAUAAUGCUGGUGGAGUUGUAAGUUUAUUGGCUUUGAAUGGUCUUUUUACAUUGAUUCAUGAACAUAAUUUGGAUUACCCAGAUUUUUAUAAGAAACUGUACGGACUGUUUGAUCGAAAUUUAAUGCACGUUAAAUAUCGAUCGCGUUUUUUCCGUCUUGUCGAUUUGUUUCUUGCAUCUACACAUCUUCCCGUUCAACUAAUCGCAGCAUUCAUCAAACGAAUGUCACGAUUAUCGUUGACGAGUCCACCGCACGGUAUUGUCAUUUUGAUUCCAAUGAUAUAUAAUUUGAUGAAGAGACAUCCUGGGUGUAUGCAAUUAAUUCAUCGUAGUAAUACUAAUAAUCAUGGAAUAGUAUCUGAAAGUAAUGAUCCUUAUAAUUUCGAUGAAAAAGAUCCAAUGGAAAGUGGGGCUAUUAAUAGUUCUUUAUGGGAGAUAAAGACACUCCAAGAUCACUAUUACCCGAACGUAGCGACACUAGCAAAAAUUUUUGAAGAGCAAUUCACUAAACCGUCUUACAAUCUCGAAGAUUUUCUCGAUCAUACUUAUAAAACGAUAUUCGAAACAGAAAUCAAGCGAAGUACCAAAAGGAUGAAUAAUAAAAACAGCAAUAAUAAAUCACCAGCUCUUGCAUUUGAAAAACCGAAAUAUUUAUUUCCCUUCUACACUAAUAAUAUUAAUAAUAACGAUGAUAUGUGGAAAAUGUGGGAAUUUUGA
This is a messenger RNA of Ambispora leptoticha, 1226 nucleotides long. The record is from the annotation of a GenBank genome assembly. NCBI's taxonomy places the organism in Eukaryota, Fungi, Glomeromycota, Glomeromycetes, Archaeosporales, Ambisporaceae.